CGGAGAAGAAGAAGAGUUGUUGUUGUUGUCUCGCGCUCAGGUUGAAGCUUCACGUGAAGACCCGAAGAGUCCCGGAUCCGGAGCAACCAAAACCUUCCGUUGACAGGAACAAUCAGGAACUCUUCCAGGUCAAAGGUCAAAGGUCAUGGCUCUCAUCUCUCUGGAAGACCUCGACGGAUUGGACGAUGAGCAGCUGGAUGAUGACAUCACCGAUCACGCCGAGCCAAUGGAUGAAGAGAACUCCGACAGGCUGUUGGCCCAUUGGCAGGAAGUGGGGAGGGGCCACCAGGUGUCCGUUCCUCCAGAGAUGACGGGACCGAUACAGGAAAUGACCCGUAACAGCCAGCAGAGGGAGACGCUGACCUACGUCUCUGUUUCCCGCCAUGAGAAGCUGGGGGAGGAGGUGUAUGAGGAGCGAGUGUAUCCAGCAGGAAACUGGGUCUCUGUAACGAGUUCUGAGGAUCUGUACGAGCAGAGCAUCUCUACGGCCUUCAUGAGGCUCAUGAAGUUCAUCUGUAAGGACAACUCUGCAGGGCGGUACCUGGGCAUGACGGUUCCCGUGGUGAGCAGCGUGCAGAUGAUGGAGGACAGGAAGUCAUUUGGAAAGGAAGUGAUGACGGCGUUCUUCCUGCCCGCUGAGUUUCAGCAAGCCCCGCCCACUCCUAACGACCCCGCCAUCACCGUUCUCCAUCGAGAGCCAAUCAGAGUCAUCGCCAG
Messenger RNA from Scomber scombrus (Atlantic mackerel), 717 nucleotides. RefSeq names its product heme-binding protein soul4 (gene soul4). The record is from RefSeq and is a predicted model, not a curated record. Lineage: Eukaryota; Metazoa; Chordata; Actinopteri; Scombriformes; Scombridae.